Labeo rohita (rohu) is the source of this 926-nucleotide messenger RNA. Its product is annotated as RING finger protein 122. Lineage: Eukaryota; Metazoa; Chordata; Actinopteri; Cypriniformes; Cyprinidae. The coding region runs from base 326 to 721 and encodes 131 amino acids. The transcript is spliced from 6 exons. The record is from RefSeq and is a predicted model, not a curated record.
UGAUAUUUAGGCUCCGCCUCGUGAAUUACAGGCGGGGUUUAUUGUUUUCUCGUGCAUGUGGAUAUUUACGUCUGUCUGCGGUCCGUUACAUUGUUUGAUCUCCGUGAUUUGGUCGGGACUUUAUUUUAUUCGCAUUUACCGGCUCUCAAUACUGUAGAUGUAACUAAACAGCCAGUGAUUCAUUUGAGUCGUUUGACGCUUGAUCCGUGAGAAUCAACAAAUCCGAGUAUGAAGAAUAAACACUGAAGUAAGGACACUCAGGAGGAGCCUGUUUAUAAUGGGCUUCUUUCUUCAUCUUCAGGAAAUGAUUCAUAUUUAAAACACCAUGCCUCCAGUGACCUCUCAGGAACUCCCUCUCAACAUCUAUGUGGUCAUCUUUGGCACUGGGAUCUUUGUCUUUGUUUUAAGCCUGAUAUUCUGCUGCUUCUUUAUAAGUAAAUUGAGACACCAGGCUCGCAAUGUGAGAGCUGGAUACAAGAUGGUUGUAUUUAAAGAUGAAACAACACGGUUACAUACACAUGGGUUAACAUGUGCGGUCUGUUUGGAGGACUUCAGGACAAAAGAUGAGCUUGGAGUGUUACCAUGCCAACACGCCUUUCACAAGAGGUGUCUGGUGAAGUGGCUUGAAGUGAGAUGCUCAUGUCCCAUGUGCAACAACCUCAUCAGUGCUGAUCUGGGACAAACGCACAGCCCAGGAAACCUGCUGGAUGAACUGCUCUAAACUUCCUUUUCUGCCAAACUCUAACCUCAUUAAAGAAACUUCUAAUUAAGCUCUCUGACACGGGCCACAUUUUUUACCAUCUUAUAUUGUUCAAACUAAAGGCCUUUAUUUAAAAGCACUGCUGUUGUAAAACAUCAUUUGUAACGUUUUGUAUGUCUGGUUUAAAAUGUUUGCACAAUGUUUACAUACAAGAUUGUGGGUUUCA